GGGACUGUCUGUGUUACCCAAGUGAGUGCCCCCUGCCCAUAGGUUUCAGUCUCUUCACACAACUUGAUGUAAAAUAGGCGAACAAAAUUAGUUGCCUCUAUAUUUUGUUACACAUACUCCUGGAGCGCCCAAAGUUUUAGUAAUCUGUGAUGCUUUGCACAAAAGUUGUGGUCUUUCUAGAAUAUGUUCUGAGUGACCUGGAUUUUUUGACUCUAAGUCAUUCACAAUUUUCUAGGUGUGAAUUACUGAAUGAUGAUGAAUAAUGAAUUUUUAUGCUCAAUAAUACAUCGUUUACUUUUCCACUAAUUUAUCAUCAAAAUGAAUGAAUGGUGUGAAAGUUGUGUUAGAUAAAUAUUUUUUUACGUAUAAGAAUGUACGGUUUUGCAUUUCUUUAUAUUGAGGAAAGCUAUUUGGAAGUGCCAACUCAUACAUAUAACAUUAUAGGUUUUGAAAUAUCUUUACUAUGAGUUGAUAGGAUUGUCUUGCGACAUUAUUGAAUGCUCAAAAUGGAACAUUGAGACUAAUAUAUAAAGCACAUUCUAUAGAAAUGCUUAUGUUGAUAUUUACCAAAAUAUUUAGUUGAUAUGUUGGGAUAUGUAUACAUUAUGUGAGAAUACGGACUACAGAAUUAAAUGACAGAUGCCUAAAAAUAUGUUCAAAUUGCACAGUUGUGUAAUGAGUGAGAAACAGUUACUUGGAGAGAAAGUAGAAAUUGAUGUCUGGAAAUUGGAAACAAGUUUUCAUAGGGAGAAUUCUGUUUAUGUCCAUCAUGGUUGUAUCUUCUCUGUCUACCCCAGUAGUAACAUCUCCAAGAUUUCAAUACUUAUUUGGAUAUGGCAAAUCUUUUUAAAAUAUCAAUGUUUUGAUCCAUGAGAAUCCCAUAUUUCAUUAUUUGUUUCGAUCAUUGAAGUAUAAUGAAUGAUUUUUUGUUUUGUUUACAAGAGCCAGAUAUUACAUUACAUGAAAAUCAUAAUGUCUCAUUUACCAAUACCACCAAAGGGUUGCUUCUAUGAUUUGAAUGUGCCUUAUGAUGAAAAUCAAAAACAUAUGGAUUCUGUUUUGACUACAUUUAAAGAGCUGGGUUAUUCAGUUUUAGCAUUUUCAAAAUAUAUUCCAUCAGGAUCUUUGAAACGAGGUGGAAAAAAGAAAAGAUUGCAACUUCCUACCCCACCAGACAAAGUAAAUUUUGAUGGAAUAACGCAGUUAUCGAGAAUCACGAUUGAACUGAGCGAAGUAGACGACCAGAUUACUGUUCGAGAUGUCAUAACUCAUGGGGGAUUCGAUAUCAUUGCGGUAGAACCAAAGACUGAAAAAUUAUUUCUUUCUGCAUGUACCCAACUUAAUAUUGAUAUUAUAACAUUUGAUGGUGCAGAAAAACUUUCAUUCUUUCUAAGGACACACCAAGUUCGUGCAGCAAUCGCACGCGGCAUUCAUUUUGAGUUUAACUACUCACCAAUGGUUCGUGACCCAACAAUGCGAAAGCUAACAACCACAUGUGCUCUGAGAUUGGUUGAAUGCUGCAAGUCAAAAAAUAUAAUAAUGUCGAGUAAAUCUUUGCAUCCACUGGAAUUAAGGGGACCAUAUGACGUAGCAAAUCUCGGAAUUUUGUUUACAAUGAAAGAGAGCAUGGUGCCACAUCUGGUGUCUCAUAACUGUCGAUGUGUCGUGGUUCACAGUUUUGCAAGGAAAACUGCCAAAGGUGCAGUUUUUAUACAAAAAAUUGAAAGUAGUGAUUCUAAUAUGCUCAAAAGGCAAGCAGAAAUUUGUGAUGAUGAAGCAAAGAAGGCUAAACUGGAAUUAUAAUACUGAAAAAUAUAUUUAAUUUAAAUUUACAGUAUCUGUUUUGGGGUAUUAUAAAGCUCCCUGUGUCACAGGUCAGACCUAGUCAAGUCGCAGUCUUAUUCACUAGCAAGUACUGU
Messenger RNA from Styela clava, 1919 nucleotides. Its product is annotated as ribonuclease P protein subunit p30-like. The record is from RefSeq and is a predicted model, not a curated record. Gene Ontology annotation, molecular function: RNA binding. Gene Ontology annotation, cellular component: nucleolar ribonuclease P complex. Gene Ontology annotation, biological process: tRNA processing. Lineage: Eukaryota; Metazoa; Chordata; Ascidiacea; Stolidobranchia; Styelidae.